CCUACACGUCUAUAUAAACCACUCAUUCACCAUUUUUUUUUCAUCUCAAGCUAGCAUUCUUUCUCUGCUUCCAUACAUCUUACUUUCUUCUGUUUAUUUGUUAAUUACGAAUUUCAUUACAAUUUCCUUGAGGUCCAAAUGGCCACUGCUGAGGUUGUAUCAGCAAAGACAGCCCUCCCAGAGGGCACAACCGAGGAAUCACUCAAAGCUCCUGAGACUGCUAUCAAAGAAGAGGCAGUGACUGCACCACUUGCAUCAGAGUCCACCCCAGAGGAGCCAAAGGCAGAAAAAGAGACCGUGGCUGUGCCUGUGGAAGCCGUAGCUUCAGAACCUGAAGCCCCAGCCGAAGUUGAGACUAAGGAGGUGGCUGAAGAGACCAAGGUUGUGACUGAGGAGACGAUAGUUGAGAAGACCGAGGAGGAUGCCCCUAAGGAAACACCUGAGCCGGUUGUCGAGGAGACCAAAGAAGCUACUGACUCUGGUGAGGUUCCAGUACCAGAACCAAAGCCAGCACCUGAAGUCGAAGUCCCAAAGGAAGAGGUUGUUGCAGAAGUUCCAAAAGAGGAGGUUGUAGCAGAAGUUCCUAAAGAGGAGGUUGUUAAGGAGGAACAGAAGCCAGAAGAAGCUGAAGAGAAAGUUGAGACAGAAGCAGCUGUGGAGAAGGCUGAGUAACAAGGGGAAGGAAUUAUGCACUUUGGUGAAAGAUAGUGUCCAGUGGGUCUCUUUAGAUUGCAAGUCAAGUACUUCAAUGAGGGUCUUGUUUAGUCGUUUAAUAAUGAUGACUAGGUAGAUGAGUAUGUAACCUGGGUAUGGAAAUGACCCACUCCGAUAUUACAAAUACUCGCUUGCCAUGUGGCAGACAAGCAUGGCCUCCCGUGGGAAAAUUUUGAUGGUAAAUUGUGCCAUGUGGGAGGGAGAGUGGCUGUGGAUUGGAGGCAGGGUCAUGGAUCUUAUCAUGUAUGUUAUUUGCAUUAUAAAUGCGCAGUUUGUUUGAAUAAUAAUUAUUUAAUGUCAGCACUUUAUUCUGUCUAA
Carya illinoinensis is the source of this 1032-nucleotide messenger RNA. Its product is annotated as polyprotein of EF-Ts, chloroplastic-like. Bases 139 to 672 code for a protein of 177 amino acids. The transcript has 2 exons. The record is from RefSeq and is a predicted model, not a curated record. Lineage: Eukaryota; Viridiplantae; Streptophyta; Magnoliopsida; Fagales; Juglandaceae.